CAAUAUAAGUCUUAUAGUUCCACAGUAAAGUGAUUCAGUUGUAAGAAACUAAUUGCACGGUUUAUUUCAAGAAGUCUAUCAAAAUGUAGCUUUACGUGAAAGCAAACUGUGACUUACCCAAACCUCGACUAGUCUUAUAAUAUUGGAUUACAACAGCUUGCUAGUAUCAAAUAAUAAGAUAAUGGAGAACACUUCGUUGAAUGAAAUGCAGUGGUACUGGGAAGAUUUGUGUGGGCCUGAGGGCUUCCAGUUGUGGUCACAAAAGACCCAUGAUUUGGGCAUUUGUUUUGAGCAGCUCUGUUUACAGCUUCCGGUCCUUGCGGUCCUUUCUGUGGUGUCUGCGUAUUAUACCGGUAGACAAGUGGAAUUUGUUAUUAGAGGCAGACAUCAGUUGGCGGCAAUCAAUAUCCGAUGUAUUAUCGCGUCGAUGUUUGCAUUUCUGCCAAUCCUGCAGGUGUACUUUUCGCUCGAAAGUGAUGGAGACAUGAACGCGAUGUUUUAUGUGCUCUCAAUUGUGCAAUGUUUGGCUUGGCUGUGUCACUUGGGAUAUAGCCUUGCUUUGCGAAGGAGAUUGGGAAGGAGCGCCCGAGGACCCGUGUUUGUUGUGGUCUUAUGGACGAUGCUUGCCGCAUGCAGCGCAAUUUCUUUACGAUCGAAUAUGAUCUUAUAUGGGAUGAGGGAUGAAUCUGAUCGUAAGAUCUUAGUUUAUUAUGGCUUCAGCAUAGUUCACGUCAUCUUUCAUAUCUUCUACGGAUUAACUCUAAUACCGAACGACGGAGAUACGGUUUACGUCACUUACGAACGGUUUCAUGACGGGGAACGCCAGAAUUUACUUACGAAUUCCGGAAAUGCGUUCAGCAGAUUCUCUGAGGAACAGGAUCCGAAUUAUCUUGGAGUCGGCAUGGAAGAUAUUCCGUGGCUUUCGAAAGUUCUGUUCUAUUGGGUUAAUCCCUUAAUGAAAAAGGGAGCCGAAGGGAAAUUAUUGCACCCCGAUGAUUUAUUCGAUCUUCCAGAUAAUUUGAACUCAACCACCCUGAGUAGGAAAUUGGAUGAUGCUUUGAUAGGAAAGCAGAGCAACGGUAAUGUCCACGAGCACUCUUCGAAUUCCAAUUCCAGCUCAUUGCCUGAUGUAUCCUUUAUGCAGGCAGAACAAACCAACGUGUCCUUAAUUCGGGCGCUGCACAAUUGCUUCUGGUUUCAGUUCUAUGGAAUUGGACUACUGAAACUAACUGCUGACUGUGCCGGCUUCGCCGGGCCUAUGCUUCUUUAUAAGUUAGUCAGUUUCAUAGAAGACAAAGCGCAAGAUGUGAAUCUGGGUUACGCUUACGCUGCAGGCUUAUGUCUUACCACGCUAUUAGGGGCCCUUUGUAAUGCGCAUUUUAAUUUCUUAAUGUCCAUGGUGGGUCUUAAAAUUCGCGCCGCUUUGGUAACCACCAUUUACAAGAAGACAUUAUCCGUAGGGGGGACCGUAUUGAAAUCAGCGUUUUCCGACGGGGAGAUUGUUAAUUUCAUGUCAACUGACACGGACCGAGUCGUGAAUGCGUGUCCCAGUUUUCAUGCUUUAUGGAGUAUCCCGUUUCAGAUUGCCGUUACUCUGUUCUUGUUAUACAAUCAAGUAGGAAUUGCCUUUUUAGCCGGUGUAGGAUUUAGUAUCCUUCUGAUACCCAUCAAUAAAGUUAUAGCUAAUAUAAUCGGCAAUCUCAGCACGAAAAUGAUGGAGCAGAAAGAUAACAGGGUAAAAAUGAUGACUGAAAUAUUGAGGGGAAUCCGGAGCAUUAAAGUCCACGUAUGGGAAACUCACUUUAUUAAACUCAUCUCAAAAAUAAGAAAUGCUGAAGUGAAAUACCUGAAGGGCCGCAAAUAUUUGGACGCUUUAUGUGUGUAUUUCUGGGCAACAACUCCUGUACUGAUUUCAGUCUUGACGAUCGGCACUUAUGUAGCUCUGGGCAAUAAAUUAACCGCCUCCACUGUAUUCACAACUAUAGCUCUUCUAAAUAUGCUGAUCAGUCCUUUGAAUGCAUUCGCAUGGGUCCUAAACGGUGUCGUGGAGGCUUGGGUCUCGGUGAAACGUAUACAACGGUUAUUAGAUUUGCCCAAUUUAGACAUGGACCAGUAUUAUGACGCGAGUGUCAUUUCUGAAUCUAAUUACGGUUUGGUGAUCAAAGGCGGAGAAUUCAAUUGGGGGAAAUUGUUGACGGCAGAGGAGAGGACUCGGUUGCACAGUACCUCACGCCGGAGGAAUGUGAAAGACAAGGGCGUCGGCAAAAAGUCGUCUAAAACCUUGGAGGGUUCGGAAUCCCAGCCAGAAGAACUCACCCCGUCUGAUUUUUAUUUACGCGAAAUUAAUGUUUGCAUUAGAAAGGGCGAGUUUGUUGGGAUAAUAGGGACCGUCGGCAGUGGGAAGUCUUCUGUAUUAAACGCUAUAUUGGCUGAAUUGACAAUUCAAGGCGGACAAGUCGCUGUAGCCGAUUUAGAGUUAGGUUUCGGUUAUGUUGCGCAACAGGCGUGGUUGCAAAGGGGUACAUUAAGAGAUAAUAUACUGUUUGGUAGGAAUUAUGAUGAGUCUAAGUAUACGAGCGUAUUGCAUGCGUGCGGACUGUUUGAGGAUUUGAAAAGUUUGCCUGGCGGCGAUUUGACCGGGGUCGGAGACGGUGGCAUGACUUUGUCAGGGGGACAGAAGGCGAGGGUUUCUUUAGCCAGAGCCGUAUACCAGGACAAACCGAUUUAUUUACUUGAUGAUAUCAUUUCCGCAGUCGACGUAAAAGUCGCCAAACACAUAUUUCAGCAUUGUAUUGUGGGACUUUUGAAGAACAGAAAUAAAACCGUGAUCCUGUGCAGCCACCAUGUGAAUUUCUUGAGCUACGCGGAUCGAAUCUUAGUAAUGGAAAACGGCACUAUCGUAAAAGAAGGUAGACCGGAGGAGAUACUGGAUGAUAUGGAUUUGAUGCACGUUGAUUUAGAAUUAGAGGACAGCCUGCAGACAAGCUCUGUAUUCACGGAGAGCAUAAGGACGGAUAGCAGUCCGGACAUGGACAGCAUUUUAAAUGAGGAAUCGCGCGAAACUGGAACUGUGCGGGCGAGUGUCUACGGUUCUUAUUGGAAAGCCGUUGGACAUCUGUUGAGUUUCGCGAUUCUACUGACGAUCCUUCUCAUGCAAACAUCCAGAAAUUCGACCGACCUGUGGCUAUCCUUUUGGGUAACAAACUCCAAUGCGAACGAAUCUCACAACGAUAACAAUACUAGAAUUGUUUACUACGCUCCAACGCCGGACAUCGGUUACACGACAUGGGAUUAUUUAUUGAUUUAUUGUUUAUUCGUCUUACUGAAUUCCAUUUUCAGCUUGCUAAGGGCAUUCUUGUUCGCAUACGGCGGAGUUCAAGCUGCCACUAAAAUUCAUAAGCAACUCCUUAAAAGCAUUAUGAAGUCAAAAGUAACAUUCUUUGAUUUUACACCCAUCGGCAGAAUAUUAAAUAGGUUUUCAAGUGAUACUUAUACAGUCGACGAUUCCUUACCAUUUAUUAUUAACAUUCUUAUGGCACAAUUCUUUGGACUUUUGGGCGCCGUCAUUAUUACCAUUUAUGGUUUGCCCUGGCUAACUUUAGUAUUAGUUCCACUUAUUCCCAUUUACAGCUGGUUACAAAGCCGUUACCGACUUACGUCCAGGGAAUUGAAACGACUUUCCAGUGUUACAUUAUCUCCAGUGUAUAACCACUUCAAUGAAUCAUUACAAGGUUUAUCGACGAUCCGAGCGUUCCGAACAAUGAGAAGGUUCAAAAGGGACAACGAGGAGAACGUGGAAGUGAAUCAGAAAGCGCAAUUUGCAAGUCAAGCGGCGGCCCAGUGGCUCGGUUUGCGAUUGCAAUUCAUAGGGGUUGCAAUGGUAACCGGCGUGGGGCUUUUGGCUGUUAUACAACACCAGUUCGACCUCGCAGAUCCCGGGCUCGUGGGACUCGCAAUUUCGUACGCGUUAUCGGUGACUGGGCUGCUGGGAGGUGUGGUGAAUGCUUUUACGGAAACUGAGAGGGAAAUGAUCGCUGUUGAAAGGGUGAAUCAAUAUGUCGACGAGGUGACACCUGAAAAGAGCUCUUUCAUAAUGGUGCCUCCGUACGCGUGGCCCUCUCAAGGCGUAAUCAGCUUUAACAACGUCGUCUUGAAAUAUAGGGAUCAUCUAGUACCUUCAUUAAAGAGAAUAAGCUUCGAAACGAGACCGGCGGAGAAGAUUGGGGUGGUCGGAAGGACGGGCGCAGGAAAGAGUUCACUGUUGACUUCACUUUUUCGCAUGGUUGAGUUGAGCCAAGGGGUUAUUACAGUUGACACGGUGAACAUCUCGCACAUUUCAAUUGAUGCUCUCAGAUCCAGGAUUUACUGCAUUCCGCAAGAUCCGUUCUUGUUCAGUGGUAGCGUACGCGAAAAUUUGGACCCGUUGGAGGAAUUCCAAGUGCAGGAAAUUUGGUAUGCAUUAGGCGUUGUGGAUUUAUCUCCAACCAUUAGGCGCAUGGGUGGUCUGGAAGCGCCCAUUACGAACGGCGGUAGCAAUUUAUCUGUUGGUCAACGGCAAUUGUUCUGUUUAGCAAGGGCUAUUCUGCAUAAGGCAAAGAUUUUGUGUAUUGACGAGGCGACCGCAAAUGUAGACCACGCAACUGAUCGAGUCGUCCAGCAGACUCUGCGAUCGGCUUUUAGGAAAAGUACCGUCAUUAACAUCGCACAUCGAAUUCAAACUGUCAUCGAUUGCGACAGAGUUUUAGUAAUGUCCGACGGCGAAAUCGUCGAGUUCGAUAAUCCUCAAACACUUCUGGACGACACCGACUCGCAUUUCUACAAACUGGUUAACGCCGAAUAAUUUUAUUAAUAAAUAUGAAGAUUUUUUAUUUUUUAAAAACAAUUUAUUUUUCAAUAGUAUUAAU
Molecule: messenger RNA, 4904 nt
Organism: Nicrophorus vespilloides
Lineage: Eukaryota; Metazoa; Arthropoda; Insecta; Coleoptera; Silphidae
Product: multidrug resistance-associated protein 7
Exons: 18
Coding region: 182-4840 (1552 amino acids)
Biological process (GO): transmembrane transport
Cellular component (GO): membrane
Molecular function (GO): ABC-type transporter activity; ATP hydrolysis activity; ATP binding
Source: RefSeq, a predicted model, not a curated record